Molecule: messenger RNA, 709 nt
Organism: Anopheles moucheti
Lineage: Eukaryota; Metazoa; Arthropoda; Insecta; Diptera; Culicidae
Product: transmembrane protein 256 homolog
Exons: 3
Coding region: 56-592 (178 amino acids)
Source: RefSeq, a predicted model, not a curated record
AAAACAUCCUGUGCGUAAAUAGUUGUCGGAAUAAAACACACAGUUUCACUGUAAAAUGGGUUUAAAUGAGGCCAUGAAUUACGUCCUCUUCAAUAAUCCUGUAUCCUCCACUAUGUGGUCGAUGGCGUCCCAUGGCGCGAAAGCUGUGGGCUUGAAACCGAAAGCCAUUGCGCAAAAUGCAGCAACCCAUACUGCGACCGUAGCCCAGCAGGCACUGCCUCCAUUGUGGAAGCUUCUGGGUCACAAUCGCCAUAUCAUACGUCUGGCAGGACUGAGCGGUGCAGCAGCUGUCGUUCUCGGAGCUAUUGGAGCUCAUUACCAUUUUUUACCGAAGGAUGAAGACAUGCAGGAUCGCGAUCCGAAACAGAUCUUCGAAAUGACCAACCGUUAUCAUUUCAUCCACUCGUUGGCCCUUAUGGCUGCUCCAUUUUCCCGGCGUCCAUAUCUGACGACCACUCUCAUGAUGUGUGGCAUGACAUUGUUUUGUGGAACGUGCUACUACGUCGCCUUCACAAACGAUCGCAGCGUGGUUCGGCUCACUCCAAUGGGUGGAUUGCUGUUGAUCUUUGGAUGGCUGUCAUUUAUUAUCUAAGCGUACUCAUUGGAAAAGAAAGGGGGAUUUCCAUUGUUCCAUCAUCUACUUUUUGUGGUUGCAUUUGAUGUUAAAUAAUAAAAGCGUUGCACAUAAUGUGCAACUAUCGUAUCGGGA